This is a messenger RNA of Acanthosepion pharaonis, 957 nucleotides long. The record is from the annotation of a GenBank genome assembly. NCBI's taxonomy places the organism in Eukaryota, Metazoa, Mollusca, Cephalopoda, Sepiida, Sepiidae.
AUGACUCCAACAAGACGUGUAUGGGAAAAAGAAUUUAUUCGACGACCUCCGAACGCCGUGUGGAUUUUCUAUUUUUUCGUUGUCGUCUUUUUUCGUUUUUCUUUCCUCUUCCGUUUUUGCAGUGUAUUUUUGUCUUUCUUUUACACCCUGUUAUUUCAUUCAAUUAUCCUCUUUUUUUUAUUUUCCUCUUUCUCGUUUAUACUUUCAUUUCUUCUUAUUUUUCUUUCGUUUUUUUUUUCUUUUUUCAUUUCAUCGUCUUUUUUCUUUCAUUUUUUUCUGAUGUCUUUUUCCAUCCUUUUUUUUUUUGUUCAUUUUUUUCUUUUCUUCCUCUUUUUUUUCAUUCGUAUUUCGUUUCUUUCGCUUUUAAUUCAUUUCUUCUUAUUAUAUUUUUCCACUUUUUCAUUCAUUUUUCCUAAUUUCUCUUCCUUUUCCUUUUUCUAUUUUUCAUUCAUUUUUUUUUCUUUUGUCUCUUCUGCAAUUUUUAUUCAUUUUUUCUUUUUUUUUCCACUUCUUUCGUUCGUUUUACAAGUUAUUUUUAAUCCUUUCUUUUUCAGUCAUUUUUCCAUUUUUUUCUUUCUCUUUUUCUUCGUUUUUUGUUCUUCAUUUUCAUUCAGCUAUUUCCUUUUUUUCAUUUUUGUUUCCAUAAUUCUUUCUUUCUUUUUUUUUAAUUGUUUUAUUUUUCUUCCGAUUUCAUUCAAUUUUUUUUUUUUUUUCAUUUCUCCAUGUUUUUUAUUCAUUUACCUUGGCUUUCUCUCUCUCUCUCUCUCUCUCUCGCUUUCUCUCUUUCUCUCUUUCUCUAUCUAUCUAUCUAUCUAUCUAUCUAUCUAUCUAUCUAUCUAUCUAUCUCUUUCCUGCUAUCUCCCCUCUCUCUUUCUCCCUGUCUUCAUCUUUCUGUUACGUGGCCUCUCACAAGUUCUUUGCUUGCAAUUUCUUUUCUUACACUUCUCGCUCGUCUAA